ACUUACAAGCUACACACUAUUCCAUCUUGUCCUCCUUUCUUAGUCACAUAUUACCUCCAUAAAAUCCAUGAGAUUAUCUCACCAACGUUUCAAUCUCUCUCUCUCUCUCUACACAUCUAUAUAAACCAAUCCUGGCUCCUGUUAGAGUGUUACCAACACAAUGAAAUACGGAGAAAUAACUCACUUCAGUCACCCUCAGCACAAGUUAAGGUUUGAGUACAUAGAAGUACCAUUUAAGUGUGAUGGGUGCAAAGAAGUGGGAAUAGGGUCACGUUACAAAUGUAGCAUUUGUGACUUUGAUCUACACAUACACUGUGCCCUCCCUUCUCCCUCCAUCUACCACCCUUUCUACAAGAAGUGUUCCUUCCAGUUCUUUGCCCGACCCCCCGGCAACGUCCCACGAUUCUGUAAUGCCUGUGAGAAGGAUGUAAAUGGAUUCGUCUAUCAUUGCAAGUCGUGCGGGUUCGACCUUCACCCAACUUGUGCGAACCUCCCUCGCGUGCUCGACGAUGGAGAGGUGAAGCUCUACUUGUACCGGAAGGUGAGUUCGGCAUGCCACAAGUGUGGGAGGAAGGGGCGGAGCUGGAGCUACCGGUCGAGUUGUAAGAAGUAUAACUUGCAUGUGGCCUGUGUCAGGGAAAUACUAGUGGAGAGCUGGCACGAGCUCUAUUUUGGGCGUGGAAACGGAAACGGUAUCAAGAAGUUGGAGACUAGAAUUCCAAGCCUCAAAGGAACAUUCAAUGUUCAGCAUCGAAGCAAAGGCAAGGUCAAGAAGUGUUGUGAGAUGGCUGGGAUGGCCAUUCAAUUCAUUAUCUCGGCUGUUCUUGGAGACCCUACCACUCUCAUUGCUGGAGUUGUUGGAUCACUAAUCUCAAAAUCAUGACAAGAUUGUUGGUUGGGAGGACUUGGGAGUAAGCUGUUGCAUAUGGCUUUAGUGGAUGGGUUUGUAAUGGGCUAAAAAGGUUUUGGGCCAUGGAUGGGUUUGUAAUGGGCCUUUUAUCCAGAAUUUUAGUCUUUUUUUUUAAUAUGGCUUUAUUUUUAAUAAGUUGCAAGGCCGCCCAAUCAGGAAUUCAGGAUGCAUAGACAUAGAAAGAACGUUAAGAGCAUGAAAGGAUCCAAGUGGAAUAUGGGCCUCAAAGAACGAGAUGACAAGGGUUUGUUGGUGAAUAAACACUCCUAACUCCUAAGCCCAUGUAUUAAUGAGAAUAUUCUGGAUUAACUAUGUUCUUUCUUGGGUGGUUUAAGGGCUUCCAGUGCAAGCGUUAUUAUUGGCUAA
Nelumbo nucifera (sacred lotus) is the source of this 1276-nucleotide messenger RNA. RefSeq lists its product as uncharacterized. NCBI's taxonomy places the organism in Eukaryota, Viridiplantae, Streptophyta, Magnoliopsida, Proteales, Nelumbonaceae. The record is from RefSeq and is a predicted model, not a curated record.